Messenger RNA from Macadamia integrifolia, 1162 nucleotides. RefSeq names its product ribokinase-like. The transcript has 11 exons. Gene Ontology annotation, molecular function: kinase activity. Lineage: Eukaryota; Viridiplantae; Streptophyta; Magnoliopsida; Proteales; Proteaceae. The record is from RefSeq and is a predicted model, not a curated record. The annotation marks the transcript as partial.
CUCUCUACUUUUGGUUUUCAGUUGGGUUGCGGCGGUGUCUGCAUGGAUUUCUUGGCAGUGGUGGCUGCUUUUCCUAAACCAGAUGACAAGAUUCGCUCCACCACCUCCAAGGUUCAAGGGGGUGGCAAUGCUGCGAAUACAUUGACUUGUGCUGCUCGUUUGGGUCUCAAUCCAAGGUUCAUUUCUAAGGUUGCUGAUGAUGCUCGAGGGAGAGCUAUACUGGAGGAGUUAAAAGCUGAUGGUGUAGAUACUUCUUAUAUUGUGGUUUCAAAGGAUGGAAAUUCACCAUUCACCUAUGUCAUUGUUGACAGCCAAACGAAGACCCGUACAUGUAUUUUCACUCCAGGAAACCCUCACAUGGUGCCGGAUAAUCUUUCUCAAACAAGCUUAUCAUCUGCAUUGGAUGAAGCAAGAUUCGUAUACUUUGAUGGUAGAUUGCAAAAGAUUGCUUUAAUUGUUGCACAAGAGGCAAUUCGGAGGAAAAUCCCUAUUUUAAUUGAUGCCGAAAAACCCAGGGAAGGAUUGGACGAUCUUUUGUAUUUAGUAGAUUAUGUUGUAUGCUCAGCGAAAUUUCCUCAGGCAUGGACAAAGACCCCAUCAAUUCCAAGUGCAUUGGUAUCAAUCCUUUUGAGAUUACCAAAUGUCAAAUUUGUGAUUGUUACCCUUGGAGUUGAUGGCUGCAUAAUGCUUGAUAGAUGUGUAGAAGCAGAAGUUCCUGAGCUGGAAGAGAUUGAGGUGGAUGGGGUGGUUGAAUUAUUGAAACAGAAAAUUGAUUACAAAAACACUAUCCCAACAUGCAUUUCAUCCAAGUCAGUAAUAAGGUUGAGAGCAGAUGGGAUUGGGAAGAUGAAUGGGAGGUUACUUGUAGGAACAACUGAGAAGAUACCAGCUUCAGAGCUUAUUGACACCACUGGUGCUGGAGAUGCAUUCAUUGGAGCAAUUCUUUAUGCUAUUUGUGCGGAAAUACCACCAGAGAAAAUGCUGCCCUUUGCUGCUCAAGUGGCAGCUGCUCGAUGCAGAGCUUUAGGGGCUCGAAGUGGUCUUCCAUGGCGAACAGAUCCAUGUCUAGCUCCUUUUUUAUGCUAGAGCACUAACAUAUCAACUAUUUGUGUUGGAAAUCAAUUAAAGGGGUAGUUGUUAGAUGAGCUAAGCUGCCUGAGCC